Messenger RNA from Hirsutella rhossiliensis, 3705 nucleotides. RefSeq names its product short chain dehydrogenase domain-containing protein. Bases 1 to 3705 code for a protein of 1234 amino acids. The record is from RefSeq and is a predicted model, not a curated record. Gene Ontology annotation, biological process: proteolysis. NCBI's taxonomy places the organism in Eukaryota, Fungi, Ascomycota, Sordariomycetes, Hypocreales, Ophiocordycipitaceae. The transcript has 7 exons. Gene Ontology annotation, molecular function: oxidoreductase activity, acting on the CH-OH group of donors, NAD or NADP as acceptor; serine-type endopeptidase activity.
AUGGCCAAAACCAUACAAUUCGGACACACCCAAGACGACAAAAAGGCGUCGCAGUUCUGCGGCACAUGCGCCAGCACUUUAUGGAGCAUCAAAUGCCAUUUGCAAAAACCGCACCAAGCUCGAGAUGAGAGCCAGAAGAAGGUCGAGGGUCUCCUGAACAACCUCGAGAGGCUCUGCAGCUAUCCACUCCCCAGGGACAAGGCAACCGGAUGUCUUCGAAACUUUGCCUCCGCAGACAAUGGCGCCACUUUGGAUAGUCAAUUGGAGCUCGUCAAGAAAUUCAGGAGAUUCUCUGGAAAGAGCGUGAAAGAAGAGACGGCGCAGGCCUUGGCAGAACCACCCAGCGAAUGCUCUUCGUCACCCCGGCAUCUCAAAGGGCAACAAAUGGGCUUCGAGAUGGACGACGACAUUCAGCAUCUUCACAGCACCUUGCUCCGAUAUCAAAAAUGCCGUCGGGAGGGCUCCCAUAGGAGUAUAAUAACAAACAUCCGACUGAAUGGCUACAGAAGACUCGCUGCCAACGAUGCCACCGCAGAAUUUGGCGUCCUCUUUUUCGAUCAUCCCCACACAGGAGAAUGUCAUUGGCAGGAGGCCUGCAUCCAGAUAUGUCCUCGGCAGCCUUCGACGGCAUCCAGAAUACGCUUUUGGGACGACGAGCAUGAGCAGCAGCCAUCUUCACCAUCCCAAUGCCAUGAAAACUACACGCCAAUUUCCUAUUCGAAUUUCUGUCAUUAUAUCAGUAGUAGAAGCCAAGCGCAACUUCUUCUCUCGGCUCAGAAUGGCAUGCUCAUGCUCCGAAGGCAUUGCGACAUAAGCCGAAACUGGAUAUCGAAUCAACGGGCAGUGCCCCUGGCAACCCUUCUCCGCGAACACGAGGCGAGAUUCACGGAAAAGAUGAAAGCUGUCCUGGCCAUGCUGCUGGCAAGGGCAGCCUGGCAGUUCUAUGACUCGGCGCUCAUCGGCCAAGGCUUGACCAAGGAAAACGUCCAUUUUCUCUUCGAAGAGCGCGACCGCAUACACGGCGUCUUUAUAAACGAGCCUAUGCUGGUAACUCGGUUCAAGGACGACAGCACCAGUGAGAUGGAUCUUGGUUCCGAAGUUCAGGGCGAAGCCGUGCGUACAGCAGCCAUUCACGAUAGGCCAAAGCUUCUGGCUCUCGGCCUUUUGCUUCUGGAGCUCGAGACGGGGACGCCUAUGGAAACAUAUCGGGAAGACCCGGACCUUCGCCCGGCCGGACCGUUGAAUGUCAACACAGACCACAAGAUUGCCAAAAAGCUCCUUGAUCCGAAACAUCCUGCCUACAUUCUCCGCGAGAUAUCCCCUUUUUCCCCGUUCAGGAAAGUUCUUCCCAUGUGUAUCGAAGCGGGAGAGCUCACAAGAAGGCUUCACGAGAACCUCAGCGCUCAGAAAAAGACCAACCCAUCACUCGAUCCGUCUAAAGCCUUGAUUUAUAGCGAGAUUGUGCUUCCGUUCGAGCAGUGGGUGACCAAUUACGACGAUCCUGACAUGGUAAAGGUGCUUUACAAGAUACAACGACCAUCAGUACCGGGGAUCAUUGGGCCAACGCCACAGGUUCCGUCUCGCCCAGAGCCACAUACAGUUAUUAACCGCAACAUUGUCCAAGACAACGAAUACACAACACGCCGACUCUCGCAACGAUGGUUCGAAAACUACGACCAGCUCAAAGAGGUUCUGCAACCACAAGACGGCGAGACUGGAGCCAAGUACCAACGUGUCAAGAUUGCGGUAUUAGACACGGGCAUCGACCCGGGCGACUACUGGUUUUACCGCGAUUCUAGAAUCAUCGACCAGUAUAAAGACUUUGUGGAUUCCGACCACAAAGGUGUCCCGAAUGACGAAACCGGCCAUGGCUCUGCUGCCGUGUCUCUCCUUGUGAAGACAUGCCCCAACGCAGGUCUCUACUUGGCGAGGGUGCUCAAGACAAAUAGCCCGACGCGUGCCGAGGUGGAUAAUGUGGUCAAUGCGAUUGACUGGGCCAUCGGCCACAAAGUCGAUAUCAUCACCAUGGCCCUCGGCUUCAGGGAACACCAGCCUGACAUCGCCGAUGCGAUCACAAAGGCGCGUGGGCAGCAAAUACUCAUUUUCUCGGUCGCGUCCAACGCCAGGAACAUGGACCGAAUCUAUUUCCCCGCGAGGAUUCACGACCAAGUCUUCGGAAUCUUCUCCACCAACGGCGGCAACCGCGAGUCCAGGGAUCUGAACCCGUCUCCCGACGACCGGCAGCACAGCUUCGCCAUCUUCGGCGAGGGCGUCGAGCUUACCGAGAAUGCACCUCUGGUGCGGGGAACUUCGUACUCGACGUCCAUCGCGGCCGGCUUGGCGGCCAUGCUGCUGGACUUUUCGCGGCAGGAGACGAGCCAAGUCGAAGCUUUCGAUCUUUCACGACUGAGAGAGAUGAAGGUCAUGACAAGGGUGCUCCUGGAGAUGGCGAGGGAAAGCAGUGAUGGCAAGUACAAGUGCAUCCGCCCGUGGGACGUCUUGAGGAGCCGGCUUGACCCUUGCCACGUGGCAAUGACAGGCGUACAGCGGAAGAGUCAACGAGUUCACGCUGUGACACGCUCCUCUGCCGCUGGAAUGCUGCCACACACUCGACUCCUCCCCCGCGAGGGCUUCUGCGGCGACGUCGUCAUCAGGGUCCUCGGCCUCACCGUAUUCAACCCGGUCCUGCUGUUACCCUUGGCCCUCGUCGCGCGCUUCACCGACAAGGGACACGGCCUUUCCGACCUCCAUCCUUGGGCUUCGACGACGCUGACGGUGCUCCUGUCCCUAUCCCUUAUUGUUCGCGCCGACGCCUGGCUGUCGGACAAGGCCCGGAACAACUGGAUCGACGAUGCGUACGAUUGGUCCAAGGAGAUAGUCUUGGUGACGGGGGGGGCCCAAGGCAUUGGCGGGUCCAUGGUCCGGUUUCUAGACGACAAGGGCAUCAUGGUCGUGGUGCUGGACCUACAGCCCAUGUCCUUUACGACGUCGUCCCGGGUGCACCACUUUCACUGCGACAUCAGGUCCCCGGAGAGGGUCAAGGCAGUGGCGGACGCGGUCAGGGCCAAGGUCGGCCAUCCGACCGUCGUCAUCAACAAUGCCGGCGUGGUCCGAGGCAAAACUGUCUUGGAUGCCGAGCCCACCGACGUGCGAUUCACCUUUGACGUCAACACGCUGUCCCAUUUCUGGGUCACCAAGGCCUUCCUCCCCAACAUGACGGCGCGCAACCAUGGCAUGGUGGUGACCGUCUCGUCCAUUGCCGCGUGGGCUGCUGCCCCCGGCAUGGUGGACUACAGCGCAUCCAAGGCCGCGGCCAAGGUGUUUAGCGAGGGCCUGGCAGCCGAGCUCUCGGCCAUAUACGGAGCGCCCAAUGUCCGCACCGUCUCGGUUCAUCCAGGCUAUACCAAGACGGCCCUCUUCCAAGGUUUCAAGCAGAGGUCGAGGUUUCUGGUGCCCCCGCUGGAGCCGGAUUCGGUUGCCGAGGCUGUGGUAAAGCAGGUGCUGACGGGACGGAGCGCCCAAGUCAUUCUUCCUAGGUGCACGGCGGCUUUGCGCAUCUUGCCCGAGUGGUUCGGCGUCCCGUUCCGGGCCCGGACGUUGAAGAGUGUUAUGGCGGGCUUCAGAGGGAGACAAGUUGUUAAUGACGUCGACGCUCCUUACGAGGGCAAGUAUAACUCGAGGAAGGGGGCGAGAGGCGAGGAAUAG